AUGUUCAAAUUUAUUCUACGAUUGCCUGAUACAGCUGCAGCGGAUGCGCUAUUCUCUGAAGCAUACGCUUGCCUUGACCAAGGACUGUGCUAUGAAGAGUUCAACGAUAGAUUCAGACUCAAAGUGUUGCAAAAGGAAAUAGAGGAGUUUCAAGACCAAAGUAAAUGUGAUAGUGUAGACAAAGGAGAAGAUAAGGUUGGUCCAUGGGUUUAUCCAUUGGUGAGCGGAAAGAGUCCCAUUUUACGAAACGAUUUUGGAGCAUACGUUGUCCCAAACCCAGUUGCUGAUAAUCCUAAUUUGGCGGUAGCUAUACUACUACCUGCAGAUAUUGACCCUGAAGUUGCAAAGGAGUUCAGAGAAGUAUUGGAUCAAUAUGCAGAUAUUCGUGACCAGUAUGUGAAGAAGGAACUUUCGGAAGAGGAUAGUCGUCGUAUUAGUCAAAAAUUAACGAAGCUAUUGAUUAGCGGUCAGUAUAGAGCUGGAUUAGAGUCGAGUGAAAAGCCUUUGACGAUUAAUCCAGCUGUAAAAGGAAGCCUAGUAUAUAUGCAUAAAGGCUCAAAAUUGGUGGCCAAGUGCACCCGAUAUCUGCUGGACAAAGUUGGUGAUAUGGGUGUUUCCAUUGGACGAUCGUUAGCUUCCGGUGCGGAAAGGACAUUCGGUAAAGGCAGUGCUGGUGGUCUUGUAUCCGGAACAAUAUCUGUACUUGGAGGUGGUAUCGUUGGUGUCAGCACGGUGUGGAUGGCGCUCGAAAACAAUAGUCGUACUCUUUGCCGUAGCAUUGCAGAUCAAACCGUUCAGAGUGUUCGAAUAAAGUAUGGAGAUGAAGCAUCAGAAGCAGCACAUCAUGCUCUUUUCGCAGCUGGACAUAGCUCAUUAGCCGCUGCCCAACUUUGGGAUCUCGGACCACGAAGCAUCGCGGGUCGAAUGGCCAGACGUGCUGGAGUACAAGUAUGA
Molecule: messenger RNA, 954 nt
Organism: Angiostrongylus costaricensis
Lineage: Eukaryota; Metazoa; Nematoda; Chromadorea; Rhabditida; Metastrongylidae
Source: the annotation of a GenBank genome assembly